CCGGGGGAUGAGCACCGUGGUGCGCAAGCCGCACGGAGGCGCGGUUGUGCAAGAGGAUGGGCGGUCCUGGCGGCUGAUCUUCGUGGAGUUCUCUCAGUCAAAGUUCUCUCAGGAUCAGAGGCGACGACAGGGGCGAAUAGCCCGGGGGGGCGGCAAUGCAUGUAUCCAGGGGCGCCGAUGAUCCAUGUCUUCAGCGAGGCAUUUUGGUUCCUGCUCAACAUCUCAAUCGGCAUCGUCACAAAGUCGCUGUUUCUGAACGAGCAGGUGUGCUUGAGAGAGUAUGGAUGCCAUAAUUUCAAGUUCCCAUUAGCGAUGACUUGCAUUCACUUGAUGACGACGCAGGUUUUUACUUACAUCCAUGUGUUCGUCAUCAGGGGGUCCGCAAAUGGGCCAGAGCUCGACUGGCCGGCACGAGUGCAGAAGGUCGUGCCCCUGGCCCUGUGCUUUGCGAUCGCCGUGGGCCUCGGGAACGUCUCCCUGAAUUAUCCAGGUACCUGCGGCAAUUUCCGCCGCCGUGCCACGGGCCACAG
Messenger RNA from Prorocentrum cordatum, 530 nucleotides. The record is from the annotation of a GenBank genome assembly. Lineage: Eukaryota; Dinophyceae; Prorocentrales; Prorocentraceae.